AUGACAGAUCGUGCUCUCCAAGACUAUUCACAAUCACAAGCACUCAUCCCAGAUCGUCAAGUCACUUCCCAAGCUCAAUCACUAACCACUCAAAACUCUAUUCUUUCAAUAGAUAACAUAGACAAUCUACCGGUCCAGUUCAAUAAACGUCUCUUUCUCAUAAUCAUCUCUUCCACCAUAGGAGGUCUUCUGUUUGGCUACGAUACAGGCAUAAUCUCAGGUGUGUUGGCAAACUUACAACCAAAUGAUAUCUCCCUUAUUGACCUGUCGAACUUCCACAAGGAACUAAUAACUUCCAUGACCAGCUUGGGUUCAUUCCUCGCCUCUCUUAUCGCUUUCGCCUUGGCGGAUCAUUACGGAAGAAAAUUCACCCUUGCAUUAUGCUCCUGCAUCUUUAUCAUAGCGUCUUUGUGGAUGGCUCUGUCCACCACUCUCACUUACCUUGUCAUCGGUAGAUUCAUAGUAGGCUUGGCUAUAGGAACGGUGGCCCAAUGUAUUCCUGUCUAUCUGAGUGAAAUGGCGCCGGCACCCAUUAGAGGUAAGAUCCUUACGUUAAACGUCGUCUCGAUUACAUUCGGCCAAUUGUUCUCGUAUGCUAUUGCGAUUUGUCUAACAAUACCUCACGCUUGGAGAUAUCUGUUCGCGUUCGCGGCUAUUCCGGCAAUCGUCUUCCUAUUAGUUUUGGAUUUCAUACCAGAAUCUCCUAGAUGGUUAUUAUCUCAAAAUAACACUACCGAUGCAAUCAAAACAUUAUCAAUCAUCUACCCAACUGCCACUACAACCCAGUUGAAUUUCAAAAUAAAACUCUUGCAAACAAACAUUACAACAGGCCCCACCACUUCUCUCAAAGAACUCACUGCUCCAACGAAAAGAGCGUUGUUUGUUGGGUGCACCCUCAUGCUUUUCCAACAAAUCUCAGGGUUCAAUGCGUUCAUGUAUUACACCGCGACAAUCUUUAAAGAAUUACAACCUUCUCAAAACCCUUUACUCCCAGCAUUACUCAUUGCCGCCACAAAUUGUCUUUUCACUUGUAUUGCUUUGUAUUUCAUCGAUUCCGUUGGACGUAGAACCAUCUUAUUAAUCACCAUCCCUUUCAUGACGUUUAGUCUAAUGAUCAGUAGCAUUGCAUUCCGUAAUAACGAUACUCAUCUGAUUCUCACUUCAUUAUGCCUCUUUGUCGCCUCGUACGCCCUAGCAAUGGGGUAUAUCCCCUGGAGUAGUGUAGAAUUCUUACCCUUGGAUAAGAGAGCCUUUGGAUCUUCAUGCAUUUCAUGUACAAAUUGGUUGAGCAAUUCUCUCAUUUCCAUUUCUUUCUUAACCACUAUGAAAUCCUUUGGUUCGGAAAAUACAAUGCUUUGCUUUACUUUUAUUACCAUCAUGAAUUGGCUAUUUGUUUGGAAAUUUUAUCCAGAAGUUAAAGGGUUGUCUUUGGAAGAGAUUGCUCAUAUCUUCAAAGAUGGUAUAGAUAUUCAUUAUGUAUAUAGAAAUUAUCAUUCUACAUGA
This is a messenger RNA of Henningerozyma blattae CBS 6284, 1503 nucleotides long. RefSeq names its product Cin10p (gene CIN10). Gene Ontology annotation, biological process: transmembrane transport. The transcript has a single exon. The coding region runs from base 1 to 1503 and encodes 500 amino acids. NCBI's taxonomy places the organism in Eukaryota, Fungi, Ascomycota, Saccharomycetes, Saccharomycetales, Saccharomycetaceae. Gene Ontology annotation, molecular function: myo-inositol:proton symporter activity. Gene Ontology annotation, cellular component: membrane. The record is from RefSeq and is a predicted model, not a curated record.